Zychaea mexicana is the source of this 909-nucleotide messenger RNA. RefSeq lists its product as uncharacterized. The transcript has 4 exons. Gene Ontology annotation, molecular function: ubiquitin binding; metal ion binding; phosphatidylinositol-3-phosphate binding. Gene Ontology annotation, biological process: protein targeting to vacuole; protein transport to vacuole involved in ubiquitin-dependent protein catabolic process via the multivesicular body sorting pathway. Bases 1 to 909 code for a protein of 302 amino acids. The record is from RefSeq and is a predicted model, not a curated record. NCBI's taxonomy places the organism in Eukaryota, Fungi, Mucoromycota, Mucoromycetes, Mucorales, Lichtheimiaceae. Gene Ontology annotation, cellular component: ESCRT-0 complex.
AUGGAUGUCUACGCACUUACUCGAAAGAAGCGACCCACUCGUCUAACACUCGGCCAGCCGACUCGGUCAUCAGCCCUUGAAACGUUGGAAUCGCCGACGUUGACAGAUCAGACUGGUUCUUCCCUGGAAUCGAAACGUCAAUCUUUAAACAGCAUUUUGUCACUAUCCGAUACAGUGACAGGUCCGCCAUCCAGAGACCAUUGGAAGCCGGACGCUGACGCUAGUCAUUGUGCCUACAUGGCAUGUACAAUAUCAUUUGGACUAUUCGAACGAAGGCACCACUGUCGGAAAUGCGGCGACAUUUUCUGCUCUACCCAUUGCUCUAAUUACUUUCGACUGGACCAGUCUUCGCAAUUCCACCGAAAAGGGAUAUUAUCUCGAGGCUGUGAUACUUGCGCAGCCGAAUACCGGAGGUGGCAAUCGGGACAACAACAGCAGCAGCAGCAGCAGCAGCAAAAGGAUACCCCGCAGCUACAAGAAAACCAAGAAGGAUCGGCAGGUCACGACGAAUUCGACACCAAAUUUAAUUAUAAUAAUCAGCAUCAGCAUCAGCAUCAUUAUCAGCAUCAGCAUCAUCACAACAACAACCAUCAUACGAGCAGUAGCCGUCGUCGUCGUGCCGGCAUUAUGACGCAGCAACCUCAAGCCAUGGAAGGAAUAACAGAGCUAGGCAGAGAUGAUAUUGUUCAGCCUGUGGAGCAUCAUCCAAAAGGAAUUACCAUCAGAAGUAAUCCUGAAGACCACCAUACUAUUACGGAUACUGCUGAAGUCGUCGCAUUGUCAGAUAUCCAAGGCGACCUCGAGAAGGACGCACAAAUUGCAACCACGCACAUGUCACUGAAUAGCACGCAACACAAUGGUUACGACUUUAUUAACAUCUUACCACAACCCUAUCUCGUAUAUCUUUAG